UAGAAGCUAGUAACUAAGUGCAACGUGUUUACAAUACCAGUGGUUGCUGCGUUGCCAACCAUUCAGCUUGCUUCUAAUCUUUUUUGUGAGUUUUACUAAUUUUCUUUUGGUAAGACUCCUGGCAAAUCUCGGCUGAUUUCUCUCGCAGUUAUUUUUAACUUCCAAACAGAACAUAUAAUUUGGCUUUUCCUCUUUUUUGAGGGGGAAUGGGCAGUUAGUUAAAAAUGCAUUUUUUUCAUUUUAUGACUAAGCUUAUUUCCACUUUGAAAUAGAGGAGCUGUCUUGGUGGUUUUUUGUUUGUUAAUUUUAAUGUCUGUCGUCUUAGCUUCUAAAAGAAGCAGCUUCUCUUCUUAGAGACUAUACCCAAAUUGCUUGGAUUAACAAUACUAACACAUGUAGAUUAAUGGAGGUCUCAGGUAAAACCUUAUUUUCAGCUUUUUGUGAAGCUUCAGGAUGGCAGAAGGCCAGUAUAUAAUCAAUCACAGUACAUAUACAUAAUAGUGUUUUUAUAAAGUUUGAGGACUGUAUUUCAAACUAAAUUUGCAAUCUGUAUGUAUACUGGGAAAAUCAGGAUGCUAUUUCCAAGCAGUUAAGCUCACUCCACAGCAGGAUUUCAGCUGUUUGGCUCCAAGGUUCUUCCAAAGUCUUGUUAGCGUGGAAACCCUGAGUCUCUGGGAGGAAGGUGGUGUCCCAUGCCCUGACGCAGACAUUCCUGUCCUGGAGGAUGAUCCUCUGACUCCUGCAGAGGAAAAGAAGAGUUCUGUUGUGAAACACAACAGGAAGGUGUCCAGCGCUGCUGUGUGCCAGAAGGACACCUGCAGAGCUGCCGCAGGGGUGGAAGUGAGCCACAGGCUGUAUGGAUAGUGCUGGGAAAACUGCACGGCUGUACAGAUCUGACGCCAAACUAGGGUGCUAUUUUUGGGUCCCGUUCUGCUUUUCUGACACCUGUAGGUAAGCGCGAAGCGCACACAGACUUCUGCAGCGCCUCGCAGAGCGGAGGAGCCGUCGCAGGGUACGGCACCGCAGCGAAGCGUUCUUGCUUAGCAGUCAGGAUUAAUUAUAACCCCGGGAAUAUGAACUGUAAAUGCGCUGGAGCUGCCGAGGCAGGAGGAGCUGGCUGGGUGCCAGCGCUGGAAUGAGGAGGUGCCAUCGCGCCGGGAGCAGCAGGUGUACCUAUUGGAUGCUUUCUGUGAUCUUUACUAGUGAAUCUGCACAAGCAAUUCUUUCCUGAACUCACUUUAGAAACUGCACCUUGGCCCUCGUACUCCUUUAACUCCCAGAGAAAUAAUUACAUUUAUCAAGACCUUAUUGCCUACUGAAAAAUAUAAUGACUGAAUUCCUGGUGUGUUUUAAUUGGUGCAAUGGUGAACAGCCCCAGCCGAAGAGGCGUCGGAGACUGGACCGGAACAUGAUAGGAGAACCGAUGAACUUUGUACACACUGCGCAUGUUGGGCCAAGAGAGAUGAGUAGUGACUAUUCAUCAGCUAUAUCAAUUCAGGACCACAUGAAGUCUAAAGGCGGCUACACAAAUGGCACUCCUGCAACUGUUGAGAUAUAGGACACUGAGAGAAGGCUGAAAUCCACUCUGUUUUACGAGGACCUUGUGGACUGUACUUUCAUAUUCUCAAAAACCUCUUUAUCAUGGAGUAGAGCAAGUACCUGAAUUAUAAAUAGGUCAGUGCAAGCUUUGGUGUUCUUAGCACAAUAGCUUCUGAAAAAGUUAUUGUAAAUUAUCCUUAAAAUGGUCUGUCAUGGUACUGUUGUAGUAGGAACUGUAAUUUGUCGCUGUGGAUGACUUCAUAGCUGUGUCCCAAAAACCUCAUAAAGUUGUCUUGUAGGAUGGGAUUGGAAGUCAAUAAUGAACUGUCUGGGGUUUUGGUCUCUGUCUUUUUCUCCCCUCAAGAAAUGAGGAUGAUUUAAUUAGAAAAUAUCCUGUUUGCGCUUCUUACAUGGGCAAAGCUGAAUUAUUAAGUAGGAUCUUACAGCCUGUAAUAUGACUUUGGACUUGUUUUUUUAGAUGGCUCACAACCUAAUGCAGAAAUCUACUGAGCUGUACUUUGAUGGGUUUUUUUAAUGCCUUUUCAUGGUGAACGAACUCUAACAUAAUAUAUUUAGCUGAGUCUGCAAAACCCAGUGAAAUUUCUGCCAUGCUGUGAUAACACUUUUCUAGCUAAAAAUUGAGGUUUUGCAAACAUACCCGCUCACAAAUGAGGCUUGGAAAAACAGACGUUUCUCUCAGUUACUUGGUUGCCUCCCUUCCAUAUAUGCAUUAGUGUCACUGACAGGUAUUACUACAGCAGAGCUAAUAAUAUGUCCCAGUUAACUUCAAGUGGUGCUACAAUAUGCUCACACCUGUGUAUUAAUUUUGCAUGACUAUUGUUGAAUUUUAAACUAAGCAUAUUUAAGAUCACUCUCUUACCUAUCUGUCACAGUAACUACACAGGACUUCAAGGGAUAUCUCACUUGCCUUCCUGGCUUCUUAAUUUUGAGACUGGUUUGUUGGGUUUUUUGGUGGGUGGUUGUUUUGGUUUUUUUCAGAUGUUUCUUCUGAAACAUUUUUCAGAUUUUUUUUUCUUGUAUAUGGUUUAAAUAAAAAGUAUGGUUUGAGUGAUACAGCCAUGUGAAGGACAGAAACUUAAAGAAUAUUGUGAAAACUUCCAGGAAAAUGUUAAAUGGAAACAGUGCCUUGCAGAGUUCCAGCACUUCAUAAAUAUUUAAACUAGUAGCCAUAAAUGUUUAGCCAUACCCAAACUACAGUUUUUCACUUAGUUCUUAUUCAUCUUUCUGUUAAGUGAUAUGACAAAACUGCUGAAGUAGAGCUAGGUUUUUCUUUUAGCCAAUUACUGACAACUGUUCCCCAGCUCAAUAUUCUGAAUAACUACCAGUGCAGAAACUUAGGAUAUCUGAUUGGUGUCAUGGGAUUAACUAAAUACAAGCGUUUACAUCGCAGCCAUAUCAGCACUAGUUAUGCUGGAAUUCAGUGGGACUCUGUCCUUCUUGGUCUACGCAUAAGAUCAGUUAUGAACUUUUUUCCAUCUAAAAAAAACAUCUAGGUGGCAAGUCUUUUAACCUGUAUGGUUCUGUUUGUGGCUUGUGAUACUUCUCAAAUCUAGACUGCUGGCUUUGCUGAAUUGUUAGGCUGCCUUUUCUGAGUAUACUAGGGAACUUAAAACAUGAAAGGUAGCUCUGUGUUUCUCUAUGCAUUCAAAAUAAAACCCCUCCUCACUGUAUUUCAUCUUUAAGGGCCAAAGAGGAAGAGAGAAUGUUGCUUUCUGUAACAGUCAACAGCUCAUCAUAACAUUCUGCAACCACAUAAGGGAAGCCUAACAUCCGUGUCUUGCUAGAUCCUUACUCUUGAAUUAGAAUGCAUGCCAAAUUAUAAUAUAUUUUAAAAUUAGCAUGAGUUAGCUGUACAGUUAGCCUUUUUAAGUCUUUCAUAUUUGUCUUCUAGCUUCAGAUUUAUUCCAACAGUCUAGUUAAGUACAGAGUUCAAAGAGCUAAAUCCUGUAUACUCUUGAGGAAGCAUAAAGUGGCCAAGUUGUUUUACAGAAUGGAUUCUAAUUAAAUUGAGUUCAUACAUUCAUUGGUCCAUACCUGCCCAGAAGAAAUAGUGAUAGGCAGCUGUCAUGAAGAAAAUGGGUUGUAUUUUGUUAACACUAAGAAAAGAAAUUGAACAUGAGUUAGUAUUUCUUGAAGUAUAUCCAUGCAGUAUGCUUAGAUUAGUGGUAUAUGUAUAACUAGAAAUAAAGAGGUUGAUGAUCAUGUCAGUUCUUCUCUCUAAAAAUAAACCAACAGAGAAUUUUAUUAUUAAACUCUUAUUUGUUUAAAAAAAAAAUAUCCUAGUUUUCAUUACAUAAACCAAAUAGCACUAUCUGGUGUAAAACUAACCUAUUUUCAUCAGACUAUACAGUAUUCUAUAGGGCCACAUUAAAGUGUCACAUCAUUAAACAGAAAUGUUUUGCUAUUGCAUUAAGGGUACCAUUACUUUUAAAAUCUAAACAAACAUAAAAGCAUGCUUAGGUAUUUUUUUGUUGUCUACUUAGAAACCUCAUCAAGCUGUAAUCUGUCAUGUAACUGGGUAUAAACCUGUCUUGGUUAUAAUAAAUCUCUUUAACUAGGCACUUGCACUCUUCUCAUAUUGUUGAAAAUCUUGAUGUCUUCUCUGCAGUGAAAACCUGUUGGUCAAGUGGAUGGGUCAGCGUGGCUUGAACUUUUAUUGCACAAAAUCAAAUUUCUCCACUAGAGAGCACAAUUUUCCAUCCAAUCUUUGCUGUUCGUGCUAUGCAAGCUAUUACUCCAUUGUGGGAUUGGUUUGUUUAUUUGGGUGUUUUUGAGCUUGACUGGAAUAAAAUACAGCAAAUAAGACCAAAGGAUCCAACUUUUUAAUCUACGUCGUAAGCUGUGAAGAUCUUAUAUUGAUGCAAUGUGGUAAUGAAACAUUACUGCUCUGA
Messenger RNA from Calidris pugnax (ruff), 4451 nucleotides. RefSeq names its product CDC42 small effector protein 2-B-like. Gene Ontology annotation, biological process: regulation of Rho protein signal transduction. Gene Ontology annotation, cellular component: plasma membrane. Gene Ontology annotation, molecular function: small GTPase binding. NCBI's taxonomy places the organism in Eukaryota, Metazoa, Chordata, Aves, Charadriiformes, Scolopacidae. The transcript is spliced from 5 exons. The record is from RefSeq and is a predicted model, not a curated record. Bases 1328 to 1558 code for a protein of 76 amino acids.